Phragmites australis (common reed) is the source of this 947-nucleotide messenger RNA. RefSeq lists its product as uncharacterized. The coding region runs from base 224 to 733 and encodes 169 amino acids. NCBI's taxonomy places the organism in Eukaryota, Viridiplantae, Streptophyta, Magnoliopsida, Poales, Poaceae. The transcript has a single exon. The record is from RefSeq and is a predicted model, not a curated record.
CAUAUGAGCUAGUGCAGAGCGCAUGACAGUGGUGCGUAUAUAAUAUCAAGGAAAUAUCUGCGAGACGGGGGUACAAAAUCGAAGUGGCGUGCCCAUCUCAUCUCUGACCGACCCUCUCCUCUCUAAGAAGCAAGAGAGGGAUCAGAUCACAGAGGUCACACGGUGACGCGUGAAAAGGCGGGACAAUUAAAGGGCACCAGCGAGCGAGAGAGUCAAGAAUCAGAUGGGCCCCAAGCCCUUCAGCAGAAGCAACGCCCGGAAGAGAAACCUUUGCCGCCACUCGAGCUCGAACCAAGCCGGGAGCAAGCAAGGCCACGUCACGAGCGGUUCUUGCUUGCAAGCAUCGGCUGCCGUUCGUCGAUCAGUGCCGGCGCCGGCGCCGGCGCGAGCUAGCCUACUGCCUUCCGUGAUGGGCGGCGGCGGCGGGCGGCCGACGACGACAUGGAGGGAGGUGGCCGCGGCAGCGGUGGUGAUGUGGUUGCUCCCGGUGGUCCUGACGCUGGCGGUCUUCUGGCUGCCGCUGCUCUGCUGCGCCGUGGCCGCCGUCCGGUUCCGGCGCGUGAGGUCGAGGAGGUUGCUGCGAGGGUGCUGCGGAGGUGGAGGAGGUUGGCGGGCGGAGACGGUCGACGCCGGCGAUCGGCUGCGGCUGCUGCACCAGUACCUCGAGGACCAGAUGGAGCUCGUCGGAGCCGACGACGCAGGGGCGCUCCUUGAUCCAGCAAAACCGCAGUGAAAGAAAUAUCCUUUUCAAUUUCUGUUGCAAUUUGUAGCACGUAAAUGUGUAGUAGCAGACUAGCAGUUGCCAGAUGCUGAGAUGCCAGCCAGAGAAUUUGCUUGUGCCUGGUGAAGUAUCAAGAGCUAAACCUCUUUUCUUUUUUUUCACCAACAAAACAGGGAAAGCAAUGCAAUUUCGUCUUCUGUUGUUGACUUGCAGUUCGUUCUGCUAA